AGUUAUGAAUACUUAAGCGGUUCGCCAUCUUAAAAAUGGGCAUUCUGCACAGCACUGACAAGUAGCGAAACCACACACAGUAACACAGUAACUGCUAUCCUAUGGAACAGGACAACACUGCGACGCCAGCCUAUUGGCUGCUCUAGGGAGCAUGCGCUCUCAGACUGGCCAAUCGCCUUGCAACUCCCACCCCACCCUUCACCAUCUUAACUUUGGGCACUCCCAACAGUAGCAGAGUCUCUUGAAGCUUCUAGUUGCCUUCUUGGUUGAGGGCAGAAUCGAGGGUGAAGCUCCGCGGGCCGAGCCGGAAGAUUUUCCUGGACCCACGUGGAAGCCGCCCUCAGGAUGCUGCGUCGUGAGGCCCGCCUUCGCCGAGAGUACCUGUACCGCAAGGCACGCGAGGAGUCGCAGCGAGCCGCCCAGGAGAAGAAGGAGAAGGUCCGGCGCGCGCUCGAAGAGAACCGCCUGAUUCCCACGGAGUUACGCAGGGAGGCUCUAGCCUUACAGGGAUCCCUGGAGUUUGAUGAUGCCGGCGGUGAAGGUGUGACCAACCACAUGGAUGAUGAAUAUCGAUGGGCAGGGGUUGAGGAUCCUAAGAUCAUGAUCACUACCUCUCGAGAUCCCAGUUCUCGCCUCAAGAUGUUUGCAAAGGAGAUGAAGUUGGUGUUCCCAGGUGCCCAGCGCAUGAACCGUGGCCGGCAUGAGGUGGGGGCAUUGGUGCGAGCUUGCAAAGCCAAUGGGGUCACUGACCUGCUGGUGUUCCAUGAGCAUCGAGGCACACCUGUGGGGUUCAUUGUCAGCCACCUGCCCUUUGGCCCCACUGCUUACUUCACACUGUGCAAUGUGGUCAUGCGGCAUGACAUUCCUGACCUGGGAACCGUGUCAGAGGCGAAGCCUCACCUCAUCAUGCAUGGCUUCUCUUCCCGCCUAGGCAAGCGGGUCUCUGACAUACUCCGUUACCUGUUCCCCGUGCCCAAAGAUGACAGCCACCGGGUCAUCACCUUUGCGAACCAAGAUGAUUAUAUCUCCUUCCGGCACCAUGUAUAUAGAAAGACCAACCACCGCAGUGUGGAGCUGACUGAGGUUGGACCUCGCUUUGAACUGAAGUUGUAUAUGAUUCGCCUGGGCACGCUGGAGCAGGAGGCCACCGCAGAUGUGGAGUGGCGCUGGCACCCCUAUACCAACACUGCACGCAAGAGGGUCUUUCUGAGUGCUGAGUGAGCCCACUCAGUGAUCAGAACAUGGACUGGACCCAGGAGGAGGGGAGGAGUCAGAAUAAAGUCUAUGUGUCUAUGUGCCACACUA
Molecule: messenger RNA, 1305 nt
Organism: Suricata suricatta (meerkat)
Lineage: Eukaryota; Metazoa; Chordata; Mammalia; Carnivora; Herpestidae
Gene: IMP4
Product: IMP U3 small nucleolar ribonucleoprotein 4
Exons: 9
Coding region: 346-1221 (291 amino acids)
Biological process (GO): rRNA processing
Cellular component (GO): Mpp10 complex; small-subunit processome; nucleolus
Molecular function (GO): snoRNA binding; rRNA primary transcript binding
Source: RefSeq, a predicted model, not a curated record